GUGUGUGCUGAAGGCGACUCUUUCCUUCCUGCUGGAUCAUCUGAGUCUGGUGGCGUCUUACAGCGACAGCAACCGCAUGACGUGUCAGAAUCUGGCCGUGUGUUUCGGGCCGGUCCUCCUGACGCCCACACAGGAGUCGUGGCAGGCCGGGAUGACGGCUCCCGGAUCAGGGGCCCUGGCGGGGUCCGGGGCCGGUCGAGGAGGCCGUAGCUUUGCACACAGUGAAGAGAUCGCCAGCGCCGUGGACUUUAAACGACACAUAGAGGCGCUGCACUAUCUCCUGCAGCUCUGGCCUGUACCCAAAGGACGAGUGACGGGUGACUCUCUGGCUUCCCAGAGUUCCUUGCAGGUGGUGGUUUCCCGCAGGGGGCGUGGCCGGCUGGAGAGCCCGCCCUGUAACCGCUACGCCGGCGAUUGGAGCGUUUGUGGGCGGGACUUCCUGUCGAACGACGAGGCGGAUUACGACGAGGUGGCAGGCAGCGAGAGCGAUGACGAGGACAUGGAGGAGCCGAAGAAGAGGGACGUGUGGACGUCUCCCGACGGUGUGUACGUGGACGAGUUUGCGCUCGACUUUGACGCUCCGUUCACGUGCCGACUGAGUCUGAAAGACUUUGACACUCUGAUUUCAGAUUUGGAGAGAGAGUUAGCCAAACAAAUCAACAUCUGCCUCUGAAGCGGACUGAAGCAGAAUCUGUGCGUGUUUGCGCUCAGCAGAUGCAUUUUAAUACACUAUUAAAAAAUGGAGUAACUUCUCGAGAAACAUGCGUUCUGUUGCAUGUGUAGCAUUGACACAAAAGACAACCACAAGUUGCCACAGAAAUGCCAACAUGCAAAUAAAUACUGUAUUUUCUGGUAAAUAAAUUGCAUCGUUAAGAGAAGAAAAAAAAUCAUGCAA
Molecule: messenger RNA, 895 nt
Organism: Sinocyclocheilus grahami
Lineage: Eukaryota; Metazoa; Chordata; Actinopteri; Cypriniformes; Cyprinidae
Product: rho GTPase-activating protein SYDE1-like
Exons: 2
Coding region: 77-673 (198 amino acids)
Biological process (GO): regulation of Ras protein signal transduction; cell migration
Cellular component (GO): synaptic membrane
Molecular function (GO): GTPase activator activity
Source: RefSeq, a predicted model, not a curated record